ACACCCACAGCCCUGCAGUCAGUCUGAACUGGAAAGCAAGAAUGAAGAGAUCCUACAGAAAACAAGAGUUGGCAGAUCUCCGAGCCACAGACAUCUUUGAAACAUCAGAGGCAGCAAAAUAUACAAGUACCCUGCAGAGCAAGGCGGGGCUUGUGGAAGAGCAAUUAAGGCGGGGCUACCAGCAGGAAGCUUCUGCUCUCGAUGCAGCAAUGGAGAACAUGACACGCAUAUAUUUGUCAAGAUUCCAAGCUCUGGAAAAAGAUCUUGCCAGUACAAAGUGGGAGUUGGAACAAGCAGAGAAGCAGCAAUGGGAAGCUCAGAAGACUCAGUCAGAGCUUUUCCAUGAGAACUGGCAACUGUUAAAAACUCUUCAGAAGCUACGGAGGACUAUGGAAAAGCAAAAGGAGACUAAAAACAGGAGAAUUUAAAACAUUCUAAAAUGAAACUAAAUGGAAAAAAUACAUAUGGUUCUGUGACAUUGCCAAUAUGAUGAUGAUACCAACUAAAUAAUUAAAGCUUAGGAAAAAAAGGAAAAAGUCAAAAAUCUGGGUAUUAAUUAAAAAUUGUUAGCAUCACAGCUAAGGGCAUCAACUUACACUUACCCAAGCGUGCAGAAGAAAAGCCUUCACCCACCUUCAUAAAGACACAUACUGAAAAACAGUCCAAAUGUAGCAGUGAAACUAUUCAGCCCCCCACAACUUUGUGGUAAAAGUGAUAGUCGGGCAUCAGCAUACUUGUACUUGAAAGAUCAGUUGCACUAAAGAAUGUGUAUGUGAUUGUAAAUGAACAAUAUGUCACAAGUUAAACUAUAUAGGGCCAAUGGGCGGUUCACAAGCAGCACAAUAAACCUGAGCAUCUUAUAAUAAUGUUUCCUAUCAGCUCUCUCUGUCUCUACAGAUCUGUGUCCCUCUGGGAGCUGAUAGAAUGGAUUGCAUAUUGCCUUACAGGAGAACUAAAGCCUAAACAUGAUGUGCAGCACAUUAUUUACACCAGCUGAGACGCACAGCAGUCCUUAUUCUAGGAAAGAUCCCUGGUUUCACACUUGCCUGUUGAUUAUCCUGAAUCCAGUGUUAAACCCAAAUAAGUGAGUUGUCAAACAGUGCAUUCCAUGUCUAAUAGUUAAGCUUUAGUUUAACAAGAAACAAGUGUUCCUACACAAGACUAUACCUUGGCAUGAUGGGUACUAAAACAGAAAAAGGUAGUCUCAAGGAAGAGAGCCAUGAGCAUAUUACAAGAGUACUAGGACAUCCUAUAUAAUAAAGUGUCUCUGCGUCCAGUCCCUGUGUCCGUGGGAUUGCGCUACUGCGCAUGUGCCCAACGGACCGUAUUUCCAUCUGCACGCUAUACAACCCCUACGCUACGUAACUAUUGAUAACGUCACAAACGCCCCACUCUACUGUCAUCAGAAAAAACAGGGAGGGCACUAACGGUGAAUGCAGUUAUAAAGUAAUAGAAGAAAUCAAGACACUGCCUGGCUUUUCACGCAUUAUCAGAAAGCCUGCAUUCCAGUGUGCCCCGCCCAUUUAAAGUCGCAUGACAUGAGCACCUUCCAGACGGCCAACAGGAAAGCAAAAGGGCCGGCUGAUUGGAGGAUGUAUGGUGCGCGGAUGUUACGGUCACGUGGUAUUCUCGCGAAAUGAGAUUGACGUUGAGAGAAGUCUAUGCGCGUACACUGUAGCGUCUUGAAGCGUGCUCAGCAAAGACAGUGUGGAUGACAGUGGAGCUUGCAUGCACAGCACAUAAGCUCCUGCUCUGUGGGCACUGGAUGUGAGCAAGCGGGUGCACUUUACUGAAAUUGUUAUUGUGUAGCAUUUAGAGCAAUGCUAAAAUAUACGACCGCGGCAGGACUCGAACCUGCAAUCUUCUGAUCCGAAGUCAGACGCCUUAUCCAUUAGGCCACGCGGCCCCUUUGCACAAUUCGCUAAAGAGCCGCUAUACAUCACAGGUUGCUGUGGGUGCGGAACUAACGUCUAAAUUUAGCUCCAGAUUUGAAAAGGCGCAGAUGGAGCCUCCCAGAUGUGCGAGUUGCACGCGGGAUUAGAGCAGCCCAAACCCCUGCGCCAUAAACACACACAGUACAACUGCUUCUCCUACAGGAAACUCCUUUAUAAUCUAUCCGGUUCCUCUGAGGAGAGACCUUGCCAUGGAUCUGUAAACCCUACCACAUCCAGAGCUGCCACUGUAACCCACUAACAUGAAUCGUUUGCUUCAAAAAGGCACUUCCCUAGUUCCCUCUUGGAGGACAAGAGGCUGUAGAUACCGUAGGUGCUCGUAUGCGCCACAGUUACAUGCCAAACCCCUGGAAAUGGAAACAUCUCAGAGGAGAAUGAACCCUCUUAAUAUCCAGAUGCUUUCCAAAGGACUUCAUGAACAAAUAUUUAGGGGUAAGCAAGUGCAGCAUGCCGAAGAGGAUGUUCAGAGGAGCAUUACCCAUCUGAAGAAUCAUGAACUUUGGGGGCAAGAAACAUCUACGGUCCCUGAUGUAGAACUGCAGCUUCCCAAGAUGUAUGGGAACAAUAUCGAGGAACACUUUCAAAUUCUGGCUCAGAAACAGUCUUUGCCCUACUUAGAGGCAGCUAAUGAUCUCCUGAAUUGUCAGCUGCCAGCUAUGCCUCAAACAUGGGCUUGGCAGUCUGGAUGGACCCGAUACACAGCCACUGGAGAGAAGGAGUUGGUGGACUUUCCAGAUGAAAAAGCAAUGGUGUUUGACGUGGAAGUUUGUGUAACUGAGGGUCGCUGUCCAACUCUGGCUGUUGCUGUUUCUCCUCAGAACUGGUAUUCUUGGUGCAGUCGGAGAUUGAUUGAGGACAGAUAUACAUGGUCUAAAGAACUAUUGUUAUCAGACCUUAUCCCACUGGAGACAUCAAUGAAUUGCAACUAUAUGACCAAAAACAACUGGACAGAGAGAUUGGUUGUGGGACACAACGUCAGCUUUGAUAGGGCACAUAUUAAAGAGCAGUAUCUUAUCAAAGGUUCAAAGAUGAGAUUUAUGGAUACCAUGAGCAUGCACAUGGCCAUAUCUGGUCUUACAGGAUUCCAGCGCACUUUGUGGAUGGCCAGCAAAUAUGGAAAGAAGAAGGGACUGCAGGAGGUCAAGCAGCAUAUCAAGAAAACCCGCAGCAAUUUCAGUGGUUCCCCAAUCAGUUCCUGGGACUGGGUGAAUAUCAGCAGCAUCAAUAACCUUGCAGAUGUGCAUGCACUGUAUGUGGGUGGCCCACCCCUGGAGAAGGAAGCCCGGGAACUCUUUGUAAAAGGAAGCAUGUCAGAUAUCAGAACAGAGUUCCAAGAACUCAUGAGGUACUGUGCACUUGAUGUUCAGGCAACACAUGAAGUAUUUCAGGAACAGUUUCCACUCUUUAUGGAGAGGUGUCCUCACCCUGUCACUCUGUCAGGUAUGUUAGAAAUGGGCGUUUCAUAUUUACCUGUUAACCAGAACUGGGAAAGAUAUUUGGAUGAGGCUCAGACGAGCUAUGAGGAGCUACAAAAAGAAAUGAAGAAAUCAUUGAUGAAGCUAGCCAACGAUGCAUGCCAACUUCUCACCAAAGAUGCUUACAAGGAAGAUCCCUGGCUUUGGGACCUAGAAUGGGAUAUCCAGGAGUUUAAACAAAAAAAGACAAAAAGCAGUAAAAAGCAGAAGAAAGCUAAUGAAGCCGCAGAAAGUGUUGGGAACAAGCUUGUUGAAGAUCAUAAUGAAGAUCCUGGACCUCCAACUGAAGAAGAAGAGUCUCGUCCAUCCAUGGGCAAACUGUACUUGGAGGAUCUCAAACUUAAAACUUUACCAUUGUUACCAAAAAGAAACCAGCAUUUACCUGGUCACCCUGGAUGGUACCGUAAAUUGUGUCCUAAACUGGAAGAUCCUGACUGGCUACCAGGACCAGGUCUUAUUAGCCUUCAGAUGAGGUUAACACCUAAACUUAUGCGAUUGACAUGGGAUGGUUAUCCCUUGCACUAUUCUGAGAAGCAUGGCUGGGGCUACCUUGUUCCAGGGAGAAAAAACAACAAAUUGAACAAUGAGGAAGAAGAGGAGAUCAUCCCAUGUCCGUACAGAGCCAUUGAAGACAUUUAUGCUGAAUACAGUAAAAAUAAAACAAAAGAUGGGUGUUUAUCACAGCAUUCCACUUUACCAGAGGAGUUCAUGCUCACUGAUGACAACUCUAUGUGGCAAAAGGUUGAGGAGCUAAGUCGGACGGAGAUGGAUCUUAGUAGUGAAGUCCCAGCCACUGCAAAAGCGAAGAAAAGAAAUAAUUCAUCAGAACACCCUGUUAAACUUGAAAUGGAGUUUGAUAGCCUACCUGACAAUCACCAUGGAAACAGCCCUUGCGGUGAUGUAAAUGUUUCAGGCUGCUGGUUCUACAAGUUGCCACACAAAGAUGGCAACGCCAAUAAUGUUGGAAGCCCAUUUGCAAAGGACUUUCUGCCAAAGAUGGAAGAUGGCACUUUACAGGCUAGUACUGGAGAUUCCAGCGCAACACGUGCCCUUGAAAUCAACAAAAUGAUCUCCUUUUGGAGAAAUGCUCACAAAAGAAUAAGUUCCCAAAUGGUGGUAUGGAUGAAGAAGAAUGAACUCCAUCGGACUAUCACCAGGGACCCUGAGUUUGAUGAAGAGAACAAGUAUGGUGCUAUUUUGGCUCAAGUGGUUUCUGCAGGAACCAUCACUCGUCGAGCUGUAGAGCCCACGUGGCUGACAGCCAGCAAUGCCAGAGCAGAUCGCGUGGGCAGUGAAUUAAAGGCCAUGGUACAAGUGCCGCCAGGAUAUCAUCUAAUAGGAGCAGAUGUGGACUCUCAGGAACUCUGGAUAGCUGCAAUACUCGGAGAAGCUCAUUUUGCCGGAAUUCACGGUUGCACAGCUUUUGGGUGGAUGACUCUGCAAGGCAAGAAGAGCAGCGGCACUGAUCUGCACAGCAAAACUGCCUCUACUGUUGGAAUAAGCAGGGAACACGCCAAAGUGUUUAAUUAUGGACGCAUUUAUGGUGCAGGGCAGCCUUUUGCUGAGCGUCUGCUAAUGCAAUUCAACCAUCGCCUCACUCAGGAACAAGCAGCAGAGAAAGCAAAGCAGAUGUAUGCUGUGACUAAGGGAAUCAGGAGGUACAUUUUAUCAAAAGAAGGCGAGUGGCUGGUGGAAGAAUUGGGAAUUUCUGUUGAAAGAGGUGAAGAGAAUUCUGUGAACUUACAAGAUUUACGGAAGAUUCAGAAAGAUGCAACAAAAAAGUCUAGAAGAAAGUGGAACUUGGUAAGUCGUAGGAUAUGGACUGGAGGAACAGAGUCUCAGAUGUUUAACAAACUGGAGACCAUUGCAAUGAGUCCCUCACCAAAGACUCCUGUCCUGGGGUGUCACAUCAGUAGAGCACUGGAACCAGCAGCAGUAAAAGGAGAAUUCAUAACAAGCCGAGUGAACUGGGUGGUGCAGAGUUCGGCUGUAGAUUACCUUCACUUGAUGCUGGUUGCCAUGAAGUGGCUUUUUGAGGCCUACGACAUAGAUGGACGAUUCUGCAUUAGUAUCCACGAUGAAGUGCGCUACCUUGUGCACAGCAAGGACCGAUACCGUGCAGCGCUGGCUUUACAGAUCACAAAUCUUCUAACAAGGUGCAUGUUUGCUUCCAGACUUGGAAUCCAGGAUCUGCCUCAGUCAGUGGCAUUUUUCAGUGCUGUGGAUAUAGAUAAGUGCUUGAGAAAAGAGGUGACUAUGGACUGCUCAACUCCAUCCAACCCUAAUGGUAUGGAGAAGAGAUACGGUAUUCCUCAAGGGGAAGCGUUGGAUAUCUAUCAGAUUCUUAAAGUCACCAAAGGAGUCUUGUGAAAGAGCAGCUAAAACCAUGACCCUCUCUGA
Molecule: messenger RNA, 5827 nt
Organism: Xenopus laevis (African clawed frog)
Lineage: Eukaryota; Metazoa; Chordata; Amphibia; Anura; Pipidae
Gene: polg.L
Product: polymerase (DNA) gamma, catalytic subunit L homeolog
Exons: 27
Coding region: 2195-5797 (1200 amino acids)
Biological process (GO): DNA biosynthetic process; mitochondrial DNA replication; DNA replication
Cellular component (GO): mitochondrion; mitochondrial nucleoid; gamma DNA polymerase complex
Molecular function (GO): DNA polymerase activity; DNA binding; 3'-5' exonuclease activity
Source: RefSeq, a predicted model, not a curated record